Lotus japonicus is the source of this 1247-nucleotide messenger RNA. RefSeq lists its product as uncharacterized. The record is from RefSeq and is a predicted model, not a curated record. Bases 51 to 1085 code for a protein of 344 amino acids. Gene Ontology annotation, molecular function: protein binding. Lineage: Eukaryota; Viridiplantae; Streptophyta; Magnoliopsida; Fabales; Fabaceae. The transcript has 6 exons.
CAAACAAAAAUGUAAACCACUUUUUUUUCACAAAACAUCUAUGUAUAUAUAUGCUGCAGGCUCUUGCAUGCUAUGCUAGCUUAAGUUUAAGACUUCAAUCUGAGAAAAUGGUUUUGUCUGACCUGGAGACUAUCCACAAGCCAACCUACCAUGAAGUUGAAAUUAUUAGUAGAUCUGUGAGGGAUCUGCCACCAGCUAAUUACUUGUUCAAAAUCGAAUCGUAUUCCGUGUUGGUGGACACAGGGGUGGAGAAGUAUGAGACUGAUCAUGUUUUUCAUGCUGGAGGAUACAAAUGGAGGUUGAUACUCUAUCCAAGUGGUAAUCAUAAAAGCAAUGGCAGCGGUCACGUCUCCUUAUACUUGGCAAUAGCAGAUACUGAUGACCUUCCUGAAGGUUGGGAAGUUAAUGUAAACUUCAAGUUGUUCGUGUUUGAUCAGAAGAAUAACAAUUAUUUGACCAUUCAAGCUGCUGAUGGCGCAGUAAGAAAAUUUCAUGAAAUGAAAAAAGAAUGGGGGUUUGACCAAAUGAUUGAAUUGGAGGCACUAUUGGAUUCAUGUAAUGGAUACAAUGUGAAAGACACUUGCGUGUUUGGAGCAGAGGUUUUUGUGAUUAGUCACUCUGGCAAAUGGGAAAGUCUAUCUUUGAUCAAGGAGCCACCUAAAGCUUCCUUCACUUGGAAACUUGAGGAUUUCUCAACAUUGGACAAGGACUAUUACCUCUCUGAUCCCUUUACUGUGGGAGAGAGAGACUGGAAGUUGAGGGUUUAUCCCGAAGGAAUUAAUGCAGAAGAGGAAGACAAAGGUCUAUCUGUUUACCUAGAGCUUACAGAUUGUGAAAAGUUUCCAAAGAACAGAAAAUUGUUUGGGAAAUUCAAGUUGGGAUUAUUGGACCAGCUUCACGAUAAAUACUAUGAGAAAACAGCAAGCCAUUGGUUCGAUGCCCCCUCGAGUCAGGUAUGGUGGGGAUAUAAAAAGUUUGUUCCUCUAAGUGACCUCCAUAAGGCGGCAAAAGGCUAUCUUAAAGAUGAUGCUAUCGUAGUGAAUGUUGAAAUCCUUACAGUUUCCAUAGUUAAGAUUUCCUCCUAGAUAAUUUUCUUCUUAUUACUUAAAAAAAAUAAAGAUCAUUCCAUUUCCUUGUGGUUGUGUUGACUAUUAUCUUGUAUUUUGGUGAAUUUCUAAUGAAGUUGGUUGUGGUGGACACUUGUAUUUUGGUGUACUUCAAUUAUGUUAUACUUCAAUGUUGGUUGA